AUGAGUCUCAAGAACGAACCCAACACGCUGGGCGAGAAGCAUCCCCACGAUGUUCCCGCCUAUGACAACGACAAGCUCGGGGAGCAUUCCUCCGGCCAGCAAUUCGGCCACGAUCCAGAGGAUGGUGCUGUCGUGGCAGGUACACAGAACGUGCUCCAUCAGGAUCUAAAGGGCAGACACAUGCAAAUGAUUGCCAUUGGUGGUGCAAUCGGUGCUGGUCUGUUCGUUGGUUCUGGCGGUGCUUUCCAGACGGGUGGCCCGGCUUCUGUGCUUCUUGGGUUCUUGAUUAUCGGUUCUUACCUCAUGAUGCAGGCCCUCGCCGAAUUGUCCGUCAUGUAUCCGGUCAAUGGUGCCUUCACCAUGUACAUCUGCCGUUUCGUCGAUCCCUCGCUGGGGUUUGCUUGCGCCUGGGAGUACGCCAUCAGUUGGCUGACCGUCCUUCCCUUUGAAAUCUCGGCUGCCUGCAACAUCAUCCACUACUGGCCCGGAUCGGAGGGUAUCAACAACAGUGCUUGGAUCGUCCCGCUGCUGGUCGCUUUGGUUGCCAUUCAGUUCUUCGGUGUGAGGGGAUAUGGCGAGGCAAGUUCACCGGACGUCGAGUUCGUCCUCAGUAUAAUCAAGAUUCUCGCCUGCACGGGUUUCAUCAUCCUUGGAAUAGUAAUCAACUGUGGUGGGGUUUCAACCGACCCCAGAGGCUACAUUGGUGCGGCAUACUGGCAUUCACCUUAUACCGCAUUCCUCAAUGGCUUCCACGGCUUCUGCAGCGUCUUCGUCACCGCGGCGUUCGCCUACACUGGCACUGAGCUAACCGGACUGGCUGCUGCGGAAACGGCCAACCCAAGAAAGGAGAUUCCGAAGGCCUCGAGACAGGUCAUCUUCCGUAUCGGUUUCUUCUAUGUGGUCAACCUUUUCAUCGUUGGUUUGAUCGUACCGGAGAACAGUCCCUUGUAUACUGGCGAAGGUUCCUCAUCGCGUCACUCACCUUUUGUCAUUGCAAUUCAGCUUGCUGGCAUAAAGGCCCUCCCAUCGAUUUUCAAUGCUGUCAUCUUGAUCGCUGUCAUGAGUGUCGCAAACUCGUGCACUUUUGGUUCGACUCGAACCAUUCAGGCUCUCGCUGCAAAUGGCAUGGCCCCCAAAUUCCUGGCCUUCAUUGACAAGAAGGGCCGUCCUAUAUACGUGGUCAUUCUCCAGCUUCUCUUCGGGUGCCUGGCAUUCAUCAAUUUGGCUAAAAAUGGCGGCACCAUCUUCAACUGGCUCUUGUCAUUGUCGGGUCUUUCCAUCCUCUUCAUUUACGGCUCUAUCGCUCUAGCUCAUAUUCGCUUCCGCAAGGCCUGGCUUGCCAACGGUCAUUCCUUGGAUGAGCUUCCCUUCCGGGCCGCUUUCGGCGUCUGGGGCUCGUGGGUGUGCUUGUUCAUCAACGUCAUUAGCCUUAUCGCCCAGUUCUACGUCGCACUGUAUCCAGUCGGCGGCCCCUACCUGGAUGCCGACACCUUUUUCCAACUCUACCUCGCCGGUCCUCUGCUCAUCUUCCUAUACGUGUGUUGGAAGGUCUACAGCUGGAAGUACCGGCCAUCCGACCGCCCAUGGUUCAUCAGAACGAGGGACAUUGAUAUCUACACGGGCAUGAGAGAGGAACAACGGCCCAUCAGUGGCCCAGGUAUCCCAGAGGAGGUGAGGCGCGCCAGCAUCGUUGAGUUGUACGGUGAAAAGAAGAAGAAGGGUAUCAAGCAUUAUGUUCUGUAUCCCAUCAAAAACCUCUUUUAA
This is a messenger RNA of Capronia epimyces CBS 606.96, 1764 nucleotides long. RefSeq lists its product as uncharacterized. Gene Ontology annotation, biological process: amino acid transmembrane transport. Gene Ontology annotation, cellular component: membrane. The transcript has 7 exons. Bases 1 to 1764 code for a protein of 587 amino acids. The record is from RefSeq and is a predicted model, not a curated record. Lineage: Eukaryota; Fungi; Ascomycota; Eurotiomycetes; Chaetothyriales; Herpotrichiellaceae. Gene Ontology annotation, molecular function: amino acid transmembrane transporter activity.